Chrysochloris asiatica (Cape golden mole) is the source of this 549-nucleotide messenger RNA. It is a transcript of the gene CXCL14, whose product is annotated as chemokine (C-X-C motif) ligand 14. The record is from RefSeq and is a predicted model, not a curated record. The transcript has 4 exons. Bases 180 to 479 code for a protein of 99 amino acids. Gene Ontology annotation, cellular component: extracellular region. Lineage: Eukaryota; Metazoa; Chordata; Mammalia; Afrosoricida; Chrysochloridae. Gene Ontology annotation, biological process: antimicrobial humoral immune response mediated by antimicrobial peptide; cell chemotaxis. Gene Ontology annotation, molecular function: chemokine activity.
AGAGCGCAGCGCGCAGCCACAACCCAGAGGUACCCACCGACGGGCGCAGGACACGAGCGGGGUCGGGAGGCGCACUCCGGACACAGCGAGCCGAUCCGGGCGGCGUCUCCGGGCUGCCGCACGGACUGACCGGCGCCCUCCCCGCGUCCCUGCUCCCACGCCGCGCCCCUCCGGCCAGCAUGAGGCUCCUGACGGCCGCGCUGCUCCUGCUGAUCCUGGCGCUGUGCGCCGCGCGCGUGGACGGGUCCAAAUGCAAGUGCUCCCGGAAGGGACCCAAGAUCCGCUACAGCGACGUGAAGAAGCUGGAAAUGAAGCCAAAGUACCCGCACUGCGAGGAGAAGAUGGUUAUCAUCACCACUAAGAGUGUGUCCAGGUACCGGGGUCAGGAGCACUGCCUGCACCCCAAACUGCAGAGCACCAAGCGGUUCAUCAAAUGGUACAACGCAUGGAAUGAGAAGCGCAGGGUCUACGAAGAAUAAGCUGAAAAAACAACCAUGAUAUGAAAACUCCAGACUGGUUGGGAGACUUGAAUACAGGACUUUGCAGAUU